Molecule: messenger RNA, 2278 nt
Organism: Blepharisma stoltei
Lineage: Eukaryota; Ciliophora; Heterotrichea; Heterotrichida; Blepharismidae
Source: the annotation of a GenBank genome assembly
AUGGGAAUUUGUACAAGUAAGGAAACUAAGAUGAAAAGACCCGUUAAAGCGCCAAUUUUACGGGUAGCCGAAGUUUCAAGCAGUUCUCGCCUAGAGUCAAUCAGAGAUAAAUACGAUUUUAUCAAGGUUUUAGGCUACGGGCAAUUUGGAACGGCUCCAUGUCAAAUGAUCAUGCAUUUUUGAUAGUGCAAAAUCUCCUAGGAGAAUUUUUUUUCAAAUCAUUUUUGAUAGUGAGACAUUUGACCGAAAAACCGUUAAAUUUUGGCCAAAGUGCAUUAUUUAAAAUUUUCGACCAAAUUUUAAUCGAUGAAAUAUACACUAUUAAAAGUAUACGAUCAUUGGAUCUGCACCCGUUUGGAACAGUAAGGCUUGCAACUAAGAAAAGCGAUACGAUGUCUCAAAAAAAAAGAUUAUAUGCUAUUAAAUCGAUUUGUAAAGAUCACGUCAAGAAAAACCUCGAAUCUAUGAAAAGGGAGUUGGAAAUUUUAAAAUUGGCUGAUCACCCUAAUAUUGUAAAACUUUACGAAAUUUAUGAAGACACAAAAUACAUUCACCUCGUCAUGGAGUACUGCUCUGGAGGUGAUUUAUGCGAUUAUCUCAUUCAAAAAGAGGUUUUAACUGAAAAAGAAGUUUCAGCAUUAAUGAAGCAGAUUUUUUCUGCAGUAAAUCAUUUGCAUAGCCUGAAGAUAUGCCACAGAGAUAUUAAGCCUGAAAACUUUUUAUUAGCUAGCAGUACUGGUGAGCCUGAAGUAAAAUUGACUGAUUUCGGAAUGUCUGUCAAAUUCGGAGAUGAUAAAAUGAAAUCCAUGGUUGGUACUCCAUACUUUGUAGCUCCAGAAGUCCUUAAAGGUAGGUAUGGAAAAGAGUGUGAUAUAUGAUCAUCAGGAGUUUUAAUGUAUUUUAUGCUAUCGGGAAAGCACCCAUUUAAAGGAGUGGAUUUAAAAGAUUUAUUUCUUAGAAUCGUAAAAGGUAAAUUUUCGUUCCCAGAAAAGCCUUGGAGUCACAUUUCAAAAGAAGCUAAACAUCUGAUUCAGCAAACCCUCGUGCCGAAUCCAGCCAAAAGGAUUUCAAUAAACCGAGCCUUAGGCCAUCCUUGGUUUAAAACGCUUGAUGACCCAGCUGAGCAUCCUCCAAUCAACCUAGAAAUCUUUAGUGCGUUAAAAAAAUUCAAGGCUCCAGGCAAACUAUGGCAAGAAGCUAUGAAAGUCUUUGUAAGGAAUAUCUCUGAAGAAAAAUACGAAGAGCUCGGAGCGAUGUUCAAAGAAAUAGACCAGUCAAAUACUGGAUUUGUAACCGCUCAAGAUAUUGUAGAUGCGAUGAGAAGAAAUGGCUAUGAAAUUUUGGGUGAAGAAAUAGAAGCUUUAAUGAGAAACAUUGAAUAUAUUGGACAUGGGAAAUUAAAUUAUACUCAGUUUCUCAUAGCAGCUCUAGCUAGAAAAAGGGUUCUUGACGAUGAAGCUAUGUGGGCAGUUUUUAAUCAUUUCGAUAUAUAGCGCUUUCCCGAGGAUGGCGCGGAAUGGCGCCAUCCUCGGGAAGGCCAGGAAGGCAUCCACACGGGAACUGGGAGUUCCACGUGUGGAUGCCAUUUUGACAAUUGGAAGUUUGGAUCCCACAUGUCAAAAAUGGCAUCCACACGUGGAACUCCCAGUUCCCGUGUGGAUGCUUAGUUGACUUUCCCGAGGAUGGCGCCAUUCCGCGCCAUCCUCGGGAAAGCGCUAUAACUCAUUCUGGAACUAUAAGCCUUGAUAAUCUAAAGUUUGCUUUAGAAAAAGCUGGCUGCUUCAUUUCAGAAGCAGAUUUUGAAGAAAUUGUAAAUGAAUUUGAGCUGAAAGCAGGAAAAGACAUGAACUAUGAAGAAUUUAAAGAAAUUAUGACAUGUUUUUCUGAAGAAAACUCAUUUGUUAUAUUAACUGAUGAGGAUGAAGCAAGAGUAACAGAAAGAAGACAAACCAAGAGAUUGUCUAUGAAACGAAUGACUAUUCGAAGAGCAACCAUGAAGGAAAAUCAGCAGCUGAUCGAAAAUAAAAUGGAAACAUUUAAAGAAGUUUCUGGAGAUACUAAAUCCUUCAUUACUUCGCUAGCAAAUUUUUUUUUCUGAAAAUAAUUUGAUAUAUAUUAAAUUAUUAUGAUAAAAUCUCCAGGUAGUUAUAGAUAAUUGCACCCUGAAAGAAUCAUUUGAUCUAAAUUAGAUUUUUCCAAAAAAUAUUUAUAGAGAUAAUUUUAUGUGAAAUUUAAACCUCUAUUAGCUAGUAAGAGGAGUAAAGUAAUUGAGAAUUAA